GGGACCCGAGGGAGGGAGGGAGGGAGGCUGAGGAAGAAGAGCCCCCGCCGCCGCCCCCUCGGCUUCCUGGCUCCUGGCUCGAAUGGCCCCCUUCUCUCGGGGAGGAGGCCUCGGGGGUCCCUGGCAGCCCAGGCCUUUCCAGGCUCCAGACGAAGCCGACCUUCAAGCCACUGGCGGGGCCCAGGCUCUCUCUCUCUCUCGGGGUGGCUUGGGCUUCCCAGCAGCAGCAGCCUCUGGAAGAGAAGGCCCCAGCAGCGAGGGGCCUUUGGGCUUCUUCCCCCGGCCGGAGGGCCCAGUGUUGGGGGCUGUGGGGGCGCCUGCCUUCUUCCAGCUGUUUCCGACUUGGGGGGCUUCCUUGGCCAGCUCUGUCCCAGGGAGGAGGCUUGCCCUGGGCCUGGGGCUGAGGCUGAGGCUGAGGCAGGUCUCCAGACAGACAGACAGGUUUUCAUGAAGGUUGAGAGAAGGUCAAGAGGGGAGAGGAGGACCAGAGCCCUCCUGAAAGGCUUGAAGGGAGGUCAGGUGCAGGAGCUCCAGCAAAAGAGAGGCCAGCUCAGCAUCAGGAGGACCUUCCUGAUCCUGAGGUCUCCCUCCUUGGAGGCUGGAUGGCCCUCUGUCUCUCUCUCUCAGGGGAUGCUUUGAGGGAGAGUUCCUGCAGGGCAGAAGAAGAAGAAGAAGGGCCUUGGACGGGAUCAGGGCCCUUCUUUUUGGGCUCUCUUCCAAUCCUAGGAUUCUAAUGGCUGUUUUCAGGUCUUUUUCAGGUCUUUAGCCGCCUGGGCUCCCAGGUUAAGAGAAAGGCGGGAUAAAAAUAACAUCAUCAUCAUCAUCAUCAUCAUUAAUAAUAAUACUUUUAUGUGUUUUAAUUUUUUCUAAAGUUGCCUUAACAUAAAUGUUAAAUGUUAAUAAAUACGGCCACAAUGUAGUAGACCUGAAACGGUCGGACGGAGGGCAGACAAACCUUGGGUGAUGAUGGCGGCCGCACUGCUGAAAUGAAGCAGUUUGAUGCCGCUGGCGCUUUCUUGGCUUAGUGCCAUGGGAUCUCCUUGUGGCGCCAGGGCUUCAGGAGGAGCUAUUUCUGCAGGGCAGACUCAGCCUUAGAGGAUGCCAUCCACAGGGGCCUCUGCCACCAAGAGAGCUUUUGCUGGCCAAGAGAAACGGAAGGGCUACUUUUCCAAGCUGCGCUUGCGGGAUAAAUGUUCUGCCUUAAUAUUGGAGCAAGGAGCACCGACCCAGUCAAUGGGGGCUGGCAGCAUGCGCCUCCAGGAGAGAGCAAAGGGAGGGAAGGCUCAAUAGGCUGCCUCAAUGGAAGUAUGGCCAGGCCUCACUUGGAAUAACCCUGUCUCCAGUUCUGGGCCCCAUAAUUCAAAAAGGAUAUGAAGACGCUGGAGCAGGUCCAAAGGAGGGCCAGCAAACGGGGGAAUCUGAGCCCUUGAGGCUCUCACUCCAGAACCCGGAGCGGCCAGCCAGAUGUUCCAAUGCAAGAGGCAGCUCUCCAUGGAUUCUUCACAGUUUGAAUCUGCUUUCAUGACAUUUUAAUUUCUUCAUUAAAUACAUAUGUACCUUUUUUGGAAGUAAAGCAGGUCUGCAAGGGCUCCCCACGGCCGCAGCCCCAUGGCGUCCCGCAUCCUGCACCGCCUGAGACACGCACUGACUGGGGAAGGCGAGCAGGACGGACUGGCUGGCUGCAGCUUGGAGGCCGAAGAGUUCCCAGAGAGUUCUGAGCUGGAGGACGACACGGAGGGCCUCUCGACACGGCUGAGCGGGACCCUGAGCUUCACCAGCAAUGACAAAGAGGAGGAGGAAGGAGAGGAAGAAGAGGAGGAAGGGGGGACCCCCACUGUGGCUAGACAGAGCCAGGGGGGACCCCUAGAUCCUGGGCUCCUUGGAGAGGAUGCAGAGAAUGGAGAGCACAGCCCUCCCUCGCCUGAGCGCCGGGGCAGCAACAUGCUCACGAGGCAGCUGCAGGAGCUCUGGCGGAAAUCCCGGGGCAGCUUCAUACCCCAGCGCCUCCUGUUCGAGGUUACCAGCGCCAGUGUGGUCAACGAGCGCAACUCCAAGUACGUGCUCUACACCAUCUACUUGAUCCAGGCGGGGCAGUUUGACAAGGCGCCCGCCACCAUCUCCCGCCGCUACUCAGACUUUGAGCGGCUGAACCGACACUUGCGCCGGCGCUUCGGGGCUGACAUGGUGGACAUCUCCUUCCCCCGGAAGCGGCUAAGGCGCAACUUCACCGCAGAAACCAUUGCCAAGCGGAGCCGGGCUUUUGAGCAGUUCCUCUCCCACUUGCACUCCUUGUCAGAGGUUCGGCGCUCAGCUGAGUACCUGGAGUUCUUCUUCCUAGAGGACCUGCGGGAAGCGCAGCACAUGACUUGCAGUGGCUUGUACCGGGAGGCCCUGGUGGCCUGGACCAACGCCCACCGGCUUCAGGAGAAGCUGGGUGCUAGCCACUCGGGGCACUUUCUGCUGACCCUGGCCGGUCUGGCGGUGUGCCAUCAGGAGCUGGAGCAAUUUGACAAUGCCUAUGCCUCCUGUGAACAGGCCCUGCGUCUCCUGGGGGCCCAAGAGAGCCACACGCUCCUGGUCCCCUUCUUGCAGACUCAUGUCCACCUGGCCUGGACUCUGGGCAAGGACAAGAGGGAGGCUGAGGCCCGCCUCCAAGGCCUGCAAGUAGCCCAUGGAGGAGGGCUGCUCCCAUCGCCCACCCUGAAGGAGCUGCUCAUCAAACAGCCCCUGCCCUGAGAGGAAGGAAGGGGCGGCUGCGGCCUAGCUAGCGUAGCGCCAGAGAGGAGCCAGCAGUUGGGGAGUGAGCAGGAAUCAAACAGACGUGGGUGAUUUGGACCCUCUCCUCUUGGAACCCCAGCCUCUGAGAGCCAGGACCCCUCUGGUUCCUUGGUCUGAGUGGAAACAGCUGCUGCUGCCAGGAUUAGCCCAGAGACGCCGCGCCUGUGUAGUACAGGGAUUCAGUGCUUCCUUCUCUUUUGAGAAGGAAUUGUAGCAUGGCUUGAAGAUUUGACAAGAAAAAGGGAAGAUAGCACUUGCCACAAGCAUCUUGGACAGAGGUGCGGCAGGUGGGAUAGCGGUCUUAUGAACUGUGAUGUUGCUGCUCACUGGACUCAUAUAUAUGGAUGGAUUGCACUGCAACCACCACAAGAUGGGAUAUUAGGGAAAAGGUAAUGGGGGGAGUGGGUUGGAGGGGGGAUGUAACACCAUGAUUUUUUUGUCCCCUUCCUUCCAUGGGGGAAGGAAGGGUCCCUGAUUACUCACUUACACACACACACACCCUGCACCCCCAAGAGACCAGAGCCUUGCAGGGAGCUUCAGUCACUUUAUUGGUAAUCUGGAAAGCCACGGGCCAGUCUGUAAUUAACAUGCCCAAUAAAAACCACACAAUCUGUACUGCCA
Messenger RNA from Sceloporus undulatus (fence lizard), 3399 nucleotides. RefSeq names its product sorting nexin family member 21 (gene SNX21). Gene Ontology annotation, cellular component: early endosome membrane. NCBI's taxonomy places the organism in Eukaryota, Metazoa, Chordata, Lepidosauria, Squamata, Phrynosomatidae. Gene Ontology annotation, biological process: protein transport. Gene Ontology annotation, molecular function: protein binding; phosphatidylinositol phosphate binding. Bases 1609 to 2736 code for a protein of 375 amino acids. The record is from RefSeq and is a predicted model, not a curated record. The transcript has 4 exons.